AUGUCCACAACCACCUCAACCACUGGCAAAUCAACUCAACCAACCUCCAGUUCAUCCACAGAUUCUUCCAUCCAACCAGUUUCUUCCUCAAGAAGAGGACAACCACCACACAAGAGAGGUCCUCCAAGUGGCUCCGCUCGAAGACAUCACAACUGGUUCGAUACCUUCUUUGAUGAUCCUUUCAUUAAUCGAUUCUUUCCCACCUCUCGUUUUGUGAGAGGAACAGAGAGUGGUGGUGUUGCUGAGGUUGGUGGUGAAAAAACACCAGACUUUAUUCCUCCAACGGACGUUAGUGAAACAGAUCGAAUCAUUCGUAUUGCCUGUGAUGUUCCAGGUCUUUCAAAGCAGGACGUCAAAAUUGAUCUCGACGAAGAGAAUAGAAUUUUGACUUUGAGUGGAGAAAUCCAUCGAGAUAAACAAGAAGAGAAUGAAACUUAUCAUUCUUUAGAGAGAGUGUAUGGAUCUUUUAGAAGAAGUGUCUACUUACCUCAAGAUGCUGAUUUGACUGGAAUUAAGGCACGUGUUGAAAAUGGAGUAUUGAGAGUGACUGUUCCAAAAAUUGAGCAAACGACCAAGAAGGUCAAAACUAUUUCCGUUGAAUAA
Molecule: messenger RNA, 603 nt
Organism: Naegleria fowleri
Lineage: Eukaryota; Heterolobosea; Eutetramitea; Acrasida; Naegleriidae
Exons: 1
Coding region: 1-603 (200 amino acids)
Biological process (GO): protein complex oligomerization; response to salt stress; response to hydrogen peroxide
Source: RefSeq, a predicted model, not a curated record